Messenger RNA from Xenopus tropicalis (tropical clawed frog), 2134 nucleotides. It is a transcript of the gene trim39l, whose product is annotated as tripartite motif containing 39 like gene 1. Gene Ontology annotation, biological process: antiviral innate immune response. The transcript is spliced from 2 exons. Bases 45 to 1661 code for a protein of 538 amino acids. Lineage: Eukaryota; Metazoa; Chordata; Amphibia; Anura; Pipidae. The record is from RefSeq and is a predicted model, not a curated record. Gene Ontology annotation, molecular function: zinc ion binding. Gene Ontology annotation, cellular component: cytoplasm.
GGGGUCCUGCAGUCUCUCUAUAGAGGCUGUUCCGGGUUCCAGCGAUGGCGGCUGCAGAUCUGAGGGACGAGCUGAGCUGCUCCAUCUGCCUGAUCCUUUAUACCGACCCAGUAACCCUGCCCUGUGGGCACAACUUCUGCCGGGGCUGCAUUGGGGCAGCAUGGGACUCCCAGGGGGGCUCUGGGGCUUAUUCCUGCCCUGAAUGCAGAGAGGAGUAUCCGGAGCGCCCUGCCCUGCCCAGGAACAGAACUCUGGGUAACAUAGCAGCGCGACUCCUCACUAUUGCCCCCCAGCCGGGGGAGAGCGGGACCCUCUGCACUUACUGUGUCCAUUCCCCUGUACCUGCCGCUAAAUCCUGUCUCCUGUGUGAGGCCUCUCUGUGUGAUACCCACCUGCUGGGGCACAGCCAGUCAGAGAAGCACAUCCUAACUGCCCCCACCCGCUCUUUUGGGGAGAGGAAAUGCCCCCAACAUGAUGAACUCCUGAAUUAUUACUGCCACGGGGAAGCCGUCUGUGUCUGCCUGUACUGCGCUGGGUUUGGGCAUCACAAGGGGCACAAUGUGGAACCUCUGAAAGAAGCCUUUGAGAAGAAAAACGUCCAAUUAAAACAAAUUUUGAAGAAACUGCCCAUAAAGAGAAAAGAGACCGAGGGGCAAAUCCAGAGGCUGCAGGAGCGCAGGAGAGAAGUGGCAGAAGUGGCAGCCGCUGAGACAGAGAGAGUCACUGCCCUGUUUAGGGGCAUCAGGGAAGAGCUGGAAGCCCUAGAGAAGAGACUCCUGAGUGACAUCUCCAGGCAGAAAGAGGAGCGCUCACUCACUGAGCUGAUCCAACAGCUGGAAAUAAAGAGGGAAAAUCUGUCGGAGAGGAUGCAGCACAUUGAGGAGCUGUGCAACAUGGCAGAUCCAUUCUCUCUGUUAAAGAAACUGGAAUCAGAAGGGGCUGAUAUUUGGAACGCUGACUGGGCAGAUAAUGGGGCCAGAGAGACUACUUAUAAAAAGCUCUGCGAGGGAAGAGAUGUGGAUGAGGUUAUGAUCAUGGUCAUAUUAAACAGGUACUUGGGGGAUAUAGUAACGAGUGUAAAGAAAGGGCUGGGGAAUGAGCCGGUAAUCAUGGAUACAAACACGGCUCAUAGGGACUUGGCAAUAACAACUGAUGGGAAAUCUGCUUCCUACUCAGGGUCCAAUUCAAACCAGAGUCACUAUAAUAAAGCACAGAAAUUUAAUUUUUAUACUCAAGUGUUAAGCUCUGUAAGUUUUCAGUCAGGGCAACAUUACUGGGAUGUAGAUUGCAGCAACUCAGAACAGUGGCGGGUAGGGGUGGCCUAUCCCAGUAUAGAGAGAGAAGGGUAUCAGUCCCUCACUGGGAAUAAUAACAAGUCCUGGGUGAUGCUAAAACAUACUCAGCAAGACUACUAUGGAUAUACAUGUAAGACAUUCUUUUUUGUGGUACAUGAUGGACAACAAACUAGUUUAUCUUGCUCCCCAGACAGAUCUCAGCCAGUCAGGCAAAUCCGAGUGUUCCUGGACUACGAGGCCGGACGCCUGUCCUUCUAUGAGCUGAGUGAGCCAAUCAGGCACUUACACACCUUCUCCGCCAAAUUCACGGAGCCCCUCCAUGCUGCAUUCUGGGUAGGGAAGGGCAGUGUUACUAUUAUUGGCUAGAGCUCCCCCCAACAAAUUUGGGCAGCAAAGUCUCCUUUGCACCCACUUUAUAGUCUUGGCAGGAAUUCUCACUGUGAAAACCCCGACUAUAUUAGAUUGUCGCUGCAACAAUUUAGUAGAGUUUUUGGUCAAAAAUACAGAAUCUCUAAAGAUUACAGACAAAAGGAAAAUCUUCUAGGAAAGGGGAGGGGCCUCUGCCAUUGGAUUCUAAAUCUGAGCUGUCAAUCACAUAUUGCAAUAUAUGAUUGUAAUAAAAUCUGACCUGUCAAUUACUUUCACUUUCCAUUCAGCACUUCCUAGAUGGCAAAUGCAUAAGAUUUUGAGGUGAUACAAAGCUUUCUUUAAAAACAAGGGCUUUAUUUAAUUAACAAAAAGCAAAACAGAUGUCCGUCCGUAUGUGACAAAUAAUAAAGUGUUAUACCCUAGUGAGUAGCUCUGCCUGGGGGGUUUAGUUCAUUGCACACAGGGUAUUU